Molecule: messenger RNA, 6874 nt
Organism: Podarcis lilfordi (Lilford's wall lizard)
Lineage: Eukaryota; Metazoa; Chordata; Lepidosauria; Squamata; Lacertidae
Source: the annotation of a GenBank genome assembly
AUGGAGGUAAGCGUGGAAAAUGCAUCACUUGGAAGGAGUGUGCGAGGAGCUGUUUUAUAUUUGCAUAGCGUGGGGAAUUAGGGCUGACUCCUUCCUUUGUUUGGUGGGUCCCCAGUAUUGAUUUUAUUGUUUGUAUUUUGCUUUUCGAUGCAGAAGGGAAUAGGAAGCGGCUGCACUUUGCAUCCCUUUAUGUACUUGGGAAGAGAGGGAAAUGGUAAGAAAAGACCAAAUGUGACCUCUAAAAAUGGCGGAGGAGGGGGGAGGUGGUGUGGAUAGAGAAAAGAAAAAAAGAGAUAAACGUUCAGACCGCUUUAAUUCCUGGAGGAGCUUUCUUUUUCUUCUUCUUCUUCGUUUGUUUUGAAAAAAACCAGCCCUUAAAGGUGCCUUGCAUGCAUGUGAUCUCAGCGCACUUCUGUUUGUUGUUAAAGGAACGGGACAGUUCCAAGUAGUGGGGGGUUAAUUUUGCAAUUUGUUUGUAUUAUUGUUGUAUUAUUUUAUUGUUGUUAGCUGCCCUGAGCCCGGCUUCGGCUGGGGAGGGCAGGAUAUAAAUAAAAAUUUAUUAUUAUUAUUUAUUAUUGUUUAGAUAUCACAAAUGGGGCUUUUUUAAAAAAAGCAACAACAACGAGUUAUUGGAUUUUAUUAGGAAACGGCAAAUCUGGAUUAAAUGGGAGGUGGGUGGGAGAGAAAUAUAAAAUAGUGCUUUUAAUAUGAGCAGUGCCACAUAGAUACUGUGGGGAAUUUGCAUGUGGAAGAGGUAGAGCAUCGAUCUCACAACACACACCUGGCCGGAAAGCCACCCUGAUGUUCUGAACCUGGACAGAACCUCGUAUAUUCAAGUGCUGAUGCCCUAAAUCUACUCUCUUAACACAGCUGGUGGCUGUGUUUGCUCAUAAUUGCAAUGCUUUCAAGCUGGGCAAGGGGGACCUUUUCUCUCUAGGGGGUGAGAUAAAGAUCUUCCUCAGGGGCAACCUUUGACAGAUGGGCGGGGCAACCCACCUGUCAAUCACAUGACAUGUCCUGCUCACCUGUCAAAAGCCACCUGCGGGCCUUGCAGAAGUGACCCUAGUGUUGUAGUCUAUUCUACCACUGGCAUUGUGCUGUGUGGAAAGACUGCUCCACCUGCAGCCUGAAGUGGCACAUUCCAGACGCAACUUUUUUUUAAUCAAGGGCCGGGACAGGAGGGGAGUCGUGGAUGUGGGAAGAUGGGGAGAGUCUGGGCUGAGUCAGUGAGGCAAGGUGCCUUCUGGGCCAGCUGCUUCCUGUUCCAGGUCUGCGCCCUGUUGUUGUUUACUCAUUUAGUCGUGUCCAACUCUUCUUGACCCCAUGGACCAGAGCAUGCCAGGCACUCCUGUCUUCCACUGCCUCCCGCAGUUUGGUCAAACUCAUGCUGGUAGCUUCGAGAACACUGUCCCACCAUCUCGUCCUCUAGUCCCCUUCUCCUUGUGCCCUCCAUCUUUCCCAACAUCACGGUCUUUUCCAGGGAGUCUUCUCUUCUCACGAGGUGGCCAAAGUAUUGGAGCCUCAGCUUCAGGAUCUGUCCUUCCAGUGAGCACUCAGGGCUGAUUUCCUUAAGAAUGGAUAGGUUUGAUCUUCUUGCAGUCCAUGGGACUCUCAAGAGUCUCCUCCAGCACCAUAAUUCAAAAGCAUCAAUUCUUUGGUGAUCAGCCUUCUUUAUGGUCCAGCUCUCACUUCCAUACAUCACUACUGGGAAAACAAUAGCUUUUACUAUACGGAACUUUGUUGGCAAGGUGAUGUCUCUACUCUUGAAAACAUUUGUGGGAAAUGAGAUGAGGGUCUCUCUAUCUUCGCAGGGGCCGGUGGUGACCUUUGAAGAUGUGGCUGUAUAUUUCACGGAGAGCCAGGGGGUUCUGCUGGAUCCCGACCAAAGGGCCCUCUACAGGGAUGUCAUGAUGGAGAAUUAUGGGAAUGUGGCCUCGCUGGGUAAGGAUUCUGGUGCAUCAUUCCCCAAGAAGCCUCGAAAUCCACCUGCCCAUCUCUGCAUGUUUGAAAUGAUGCGUAUCUAUGGCACACUUGGUUUCUUCACUGGGCCUUUUCUCUAAAAAAAUUCAGGGUGAGUUGCUCGAUAGACUUCCCUGUUCAUAACAGGCUGAGGCAGACCAGGCUGAGAGAAGACCUAGGCAUACUAGAACCAUCAUUCAUGCAACUGCCUCAUGCAUGCAUUCAUUCAUUCAUUGAAUCUCUCUCUCUCUCUCUCUCUCUCUCUCUCUCUCUCUCUCUCUCACACACACACACACACACACACUCUCACACAGUGGUACCUUAGGUUAAGAACUUAAUUCGUUCUGGAGGUCCGUUCUUAACCUGAAACUGUUCUUAACCUGAGGUACCACUUUAGCUAAUGGGGCCUCCCGCUGCUGCCGCAAGAUUUCUGUUCUCAUCCUGAAGCAAAGUUAUUAACCCGAGGUACUAUUUCUGGGUUAGCGGAGUCUGCAAUUUGAAGCAUCUGUAACCCGAGGUAUCACUCUGUGUGUGUGUGUGUGUGUGUGUGUGUAUAUAUACACACACACACACACACACACACACACACACACACACACACACACACACACACACACAGUCGUACCUUGGAAGCCCAACGGAAUCCGUUUCAGAAGUCCGUUCAACUUCCAAAGCGUUUGACUUCCAAAGCGCGGCUUCUGAUUGGCUGCAGGAACAAUCACUGGAACAAUCAAAAACUGGAACAAUCACUUCCGAGUUUCAAUCGAGCUGAAACGUUCAGGUUCAAGGUCAAAGGCGUUUGGCUUCCAAGGUUCCACUGUAUUAUAUAACUCCAACAUUAAAGGAAGAAAUUAACAAACAAUUGGAAGCUUUCUUUAAGCUCCCAAUUGUUCUUUUGCAGCUGCAGUUUUAACUAACAUUGUGUCUCAUUGGUGUGGUCUGGGGGCAAUGGCCACAGGGUCCAAUUUAAGACUCUUGCCAGACCUAGUGGACAAGGAGGUUCUCCCCCAAUUGUAAAGAUAUCAGGAUAUGUGUGAUAGUUGUGUGGUUCCCUCUUUGGGGGUUUGGAUGUGUUUCACCACAUCUCCUGUGACUUUCUCUGCUGUUUUCUUCCCUGGGUAGGAUUUCCAUUCACCAAACCUGAGCUCAUCUCCCACCUGGAACGAGGGGAAGAACCGUGGGUGCCAAAUUGUCGGGGUUUGAAUGAAGUUGAGAACUCCAACGCCAGCUCAGGUGAGGGGUCAGGGGAAGCCAACCAUCCCCAAACUCUUUCGUGAUUUCUUGGGACUCUUCUCAGUAAAAAUUUCCUGGGAUACCUCAAGUCAUGGUUCUAGAAUAGGCAAAUGGGCAGUUGUUGUUUAGUUGUUUAGUUGUUUAGUCAUGUCCGACUCCUCGUGACCCCAUGGACCAGAGCACGCCAGGCACUCCUGUCUUCCACUGCCUCCCGCAGUUUGGUCAAACUCAUGCUGGUAGCUUCGAGAACACUGUCCAACCAUCUCGUCCUCUGCCGUCCCCUUCUCCUUGUGCCCUCCAUCUUUCCCAACAUCAGGGUCUUUUCCAGGGAGUCUUCUCUUCUCAUGAGGUGGCCAAAGUAUUGGAGCCUCAGCUUCACGAUCUGUCCUUCCAGGGAGCACUCAGGGCUGAUUUCCUUCAGAAUAGAGAGGUUUGAUCUUCUUGCAGUCCGUGGGACUCUCAAGAGUCUCUCAAGACUGCCUUGCCAUGGCGAAGGGGCUUGAAUAACUCAGAGAAGCUAUGAGUUAUGCCGUGCAGGGCCACCCAAGAUGGACAGGUCAUAGAGGAGAGUUUUGACCAAACGUGAUCCACCUGGAGCAGGAACCGGCAAGCCACUCCAGUAUCCCUGCCAAGAAAACUCCAUGGACAAAUGGGCAGUUAAGAUGCAUUAAACCGGUGUUUCCCAAACUUGGUUCUCCUGCUGUUUUUGUACUACAAAUCCCAUCAUCCCUGACCACUGGUCUUGCUCGCUAGGUGAUGAUGGGAGUUGUAGUCCAAAAACAGCUGGAGACCCAAGUUUGGGAAACACUGUAUUAAACCAACGGCUGCUGAAGACCUUAGCUCCCAAAUUCAUGUGACAAUAAAAUUUUUCUUUGUUUUUCUAUUUUCCCGGCUUGCCCCUGGCAGAGCUACAGCUCCCAGCACCCUUAUACUAGAGCUCCCAGGAUUCUUUGGUGGACGCCAUGCUGUGUAAAUGUGUGAUGGGGAUGACGGGAUGAAAGAGGGAGGUGUUUUCAUGCCGCUUCGUUACUUGAUAUUUCAGUAGCACCACAUUCUUAAUGGUUCAGUUUCCCCUUUCAACCUUUUUCCCAGGUUUCCAGCUUUUCCUUCCUCCAGAAUAAAUCCUAUUUCUUUUUAUAUAUAUAUAUAAUUUUUGUUGAUUUUAACAUAUAAAUUAUAAAGUGUACCACAAAACUUUUCACUUAUACAAUCUUUUUAGACUUCCAUCAGCACCUCUGAUGAUCCACCAUUUUAACCACUUCUUAUGCAUUUCUUAACUUUAUAUUGCCUUUACAUCUCUUAACAAAUCAUCCUUCCCCUUCUCCAUUUUUGCAAUACUUCCAAUAAUACUCCUCACAAAACUUCUUGCAAACCUACAAACGUCGUCUGAUCUUCACAAGUACUUUUCAAAUAGUCCGUAAAUUUACUCCAGUCUUCCAUGAAUUUCUGGUCCCGCCGGUUUCGAAUCCUUCCUGUUAGUUUAUCUAGUUCUGCAUAGUCCAUUAGUUUCAUCCUCCAUUCUUCAAUCGUCGGUAAUUCUUCUUGCUUCCAUUUUUGGGCCAAUAAUAUUCUUGCUGCUGUUAUUGCAUAUAAAAAGAGCUUACAUUCCUUUCUAUUUAUAUCCCUCCCAACAAUGCCCAGUAAAAAUGCUUCUGGUUUCUUUAUAAAUGUAUAUUUCAACAUUUUUUUCAUCUCAUUAUAUAUCAUCUCCCAGAAGCUUUUCACCUUUUUACAUUCCCACCACAUGUGAUAAAAUGUUCCCUCUUUUUCUUUACAUUUCCAACAUUUAUUACUAACUUUAUACAUUUUCGCUAACUUUACAGGUGUAAUAUACCAUCUAUACAUCAUUUUCAUCACAUUUUCUUUUAGGGCAUUGCAUGCAGUAAAUUUUAAACCUUCUUUCCAUAAUUUUACCCAGUCACUCAGCUGUAUAUUAUACCCAAAAUCCUUGGCCCAAUGAAUCAUGACCGAUUUAACCUCCUAGAAUAAAUCCUAUUUCUAUCUGCCUUUUGCCCCAGCAGAUGAGCGCAGGGGAAAUCACCCACAUGCCACUCUGGAGGGAUAUCUUGUUCAGAAUUCAAGCGUUGCCAGAUGUCAGGAUUUCCGUACAGGAAAGAAAGCCCAUGAAUGUUUGGAGUGUGGGAAGUGCUUUGCUGAGAAAUCAAAGUUCACGAUCCACCAGAGAGUCCACACGGGAGAGAAGCCCUACAAGUGCUCCGAGUGCGGGAAGCGCUGUGCCACCAAAUCAAACCUCACCAGCCACCGGAAAAUCCACACGGGAGAGAAGCCCUAUGGCUGCGCGGAGUGCGGGAAGCGUUUUUCUCACAAAUCCUAUUUCGUGAUCCACCAGACAGCCCACACAGGCAGGUACCCGUAUAAGUGUGCCGUGUGCGGGAGGUGCUUUGUCCAGAAAUCAAAACUCGCCGAUCACCAGCGGGUCCACACGGGAGAGAAACCCUAUAAAUGUUUAGAUUGCGGGAAGUGUUUCGCUUGGAAAUCUCAGGUCGGGGAGCACCGGAGGAGUCACACCGGAGAGAAGCCCUUCGUGUGCGCCGAAUGCGGGAAGCGCUUUUCUCACAAGUCAGUGCUGGUCACCCACCAAAAGGUGCACACGAGAGAGUACCCCUACAAGUGCUUGGAGUGCGGGAAAUGCUUUGCUUAUUCCACAGCCUUUGUGACGCACAGGAGAAUCCACCCAGGGGAGAAGCCUCACAAAUGCGCGGAGUGCGGGAAAUGUUUUACGUGGAAGUCGCAGCUCGGGAACCACCAGCGAGUUCACACUGGGGAGAAACCUUUUCAGUGUUUAGGUUGCGGGAAGCUUUUCGCUCGCAAGUCGGAACUGGCGAACCACCAGAGGGUGCACACGAAGGAGAAACCCUUCCGGUGCGCGGAGUGCGAGAAAUGCUUCGCUUAUUCCUCUGCGCUCGCCACGCACCGCAGAGUCCACACGGGAGAAAAACCCUUCGCGUGCGCAGAGUGCGGGAAACGUUUUGCCCGCAGAUCGAUCUUUGCGAGGCAUCAGAGAUCCCACACGAGGGAGAAGCCCUUUACGUGUUCAGACUGCGGGAAAAGUUUUGCCGAUUCUUCCACGUUUGCUACUCACCGCAGAGUCCACACGGGAGAGAAACCCUACAAGUGCGCGGAUUGCGGGAAGUCUUUCGCUCACAACUCCACGUUCGCGACGCACAGGAGAAUCCACACAAAGGAGAAGCCCUACGUUUGUUUGGAGUGCGGGAAGUGCUUUGCCGACUCCUCGACGUUUGCGAAACACCGGCGAGUUCACACGGGAGAGACGACCCACAAACGCUUGGACUAUCGGUGCUCGGAGUGCGGGAAAGGCUUCGCUUCCAAACCGCAGUUCGAGAGACACCAGCGAGUCCACACGGGAGAAAAGCCCUUCAAAUGUCUGGAGUGUGGGAAGUGUUUUGCUGAUCCCUCCACCCUGGCAAAACACCAGAGAGUUCACCCGGGCGAGAGGACCCACAAAUGCUUGAAAUGCCAUAAAUGCUUUGUUCAAAGUUCAGACCUUAUGAGGCACCAGAGGACCUGUGCGGCCGACAAACCUUAUACGUGUUUGAUGUGUGGCGAAUGUUUCCCGUCGACGUCAGCCCUCAUCUGCCACGAGAGAGCCCACGUGGAUGAGAAUUAUUAUGACUCUUCCAAGCCUUUUCCCAUACAAUAG